GAGAGAGAGAGAGAGAGAGAGAGAGAGGGAGAAAGAGAGAGAACGAGGACGAACGGACUCACGCUCGUGAACAGGACGUAGCACGCAGGACGACAUAGUGCCUAUUGUGCGAAAGCCCGGCCGUGAGAUCGGUGUACUUUGCGAGGCGCCAUCGACAUCGUCACAGCGACGACAUGGAGAAUGCGGAGAACCAGAGCAGUGUCGUCGAGAUGUCGCGAAAGAUCUCCGAGACAUGAAGAGAGCGCGACCGAGGAUCACAUGGGUUUCCUUGAGUCGGGGUCGGCGGUAGCAGAGCCGUGAUCAAAAUGAACCUGAUAAACAUGGACGCGGAGAACCGCGUGGUUCUGAACGUGGGCGGAAUCCGGCACGAGACGUACAAGGCGACCCUGAAGAAGAUCCCGGCGACCAGGCUCUCGAGACUGACCGAAGCGCUCGCCAACUACGACCCGAUCCUCAACGAGUAUUUCUUCGACAGGCACCCGGGUGUCUUCGCCCAGGUACUCAACUACUAUCGCACCGGCAAGCUGCAUUAUCCCACGGACGUAUGCGGCCCGCUCUUCGAGGAGGAGCUCGAUUUCUGGGGGCUCGACUCCAAUCAGGUCGAGCCUUGCUGUUGGAUGACCUACACGCAGCAUCGGGAUACGCAGGAAACGCUGACGGUCCUCGACAGGUUGGACCUCGACACCGAGAAGCCUACCGAAGAGGAACUGGCGAGGAAAUUCGGCUUCGAGGAGGCGUACUACGAGGGAUCUCUCACGUGGUGGCAGAAGCUCAAGCCUCAGAUGUGGUCGCUUUUCGAUGAGCCCUACUCCUCCGUCGCAGCUAAGAUAAUCAGCAUAGUCUCCGUUUUUUUCAUUUGCGUUUCGAUACUCUCGUUUUGCCUGAAAACCCAUCCGGACAUGCGAGUGCCGAUGAUCGUGAAUCGCUCGGUAAGGAUUGACAACGUGACGUCCUGGGUGGUAGACAAGACCCGCACCAACGCCCACGACGUCUUUUUCUACAUCGAGUGCGUCUGCAACGCCUGGUUCACUCUGGAGUUCCUGAUACGUAUCACAGCGAGCCCGAAUCGCUGCGUCUUCAUCAAGAGCUCGGUGAACCUGAUCGACAUGGUCGCUACUUUGAGCUUCUAUGUCGACCUGGCGUUGCAGCGGUUUGCCGCCCACCUGGAGAACGCCGACAUCCUCGAGUUCUUGAGUAUCAUACGCAUAAUGAGGCUGUUCAAGCUCACGCGCCACUCCUCGGGCCUCAAGAUCCUGAUACAGACCUUUCGCGCCUCGGCCAAGGAGCUCACGUUGUUGGUGUUCUUCCUCGUCCUCGGCAUCGUCAUCUUCGCCAGCCUGGUCUACUACGCGGAGCGCACCCAGUACAAUCCCAAGAACGACUUCAAGAGCAUACCUCUUGGUCUGUGGUGGGCGCUGGUGACCAUGACCACCGUCGGUUACGGAGACAUGGUGCCCAAGACCUACAUCGGCAUGUUCGUCGGCGCGCUCUGCGCACUGGCCGGUGUCCUCACGAUCGCCCUGCCGGUGCCCGUGAUCGUUAGCAACUUUGCGAUGUAUUACAGUCACACGCAGGCGCGAGCCAAGCUACCGAAGAAGAGACGCCGCGUAUUGCCGGUCGAACAGCCACGUGUGAGGGCACCAGGUGCGCCACCCGGGGUGACCGGCGGACCCGGUACCGGCGUCGGGCCCCCUGGUUGCGGCCAGCAAAUGUCGCACUUGCAGUCUGGAGGGGGUUCCGUCACCAGCGGGCCCCUCGGCCCCGGCAUGGGUCAGACGCCCGGCGUCGCGUGCACCGGUCAAGGCCAAGGCCCGCAGAAUCGUAGGAUGAACGCCAUCAAGACGAAUCAUCCCAAGGACCCGUUCGCCACCAAAACAGUGGGUUGCAGAGGAGGACCGGAGGAUCUCUGACCUACGCACCAACGGGACCAAGUCAGCCGGAGGUUUGGGUUAAGCCAUGAUGUAAAAAGAUGAGAUGUAACGUUCCCGUGAAUGCGCGCACUCGUCCAAAGUAAAUCGCGCGCUUUUCUCGACCAAACUGGGAACUGGUCCCAAAUCGGCACAUAAGAAGGGGAAAGAGCAGAGUAUGAGAUCACGAGAGAGAGUGCACGGUGGUGCUGUGCGAAUUUGCGCGACAGAGUGCGCGAUUAGUGUAGUCCACACGCCAAGUGAAUCGGGGUUCGCCAUUCGCCAUUCUCGCCAUUCGCCAUUCGCUCUCGGUCUGAUUUCUGGAUACAUAUCUCUUUGUCGCGGCGCACUCGCCGAUCCCCGAUCGACGCGAACAAUUUUCGCCUCGCGUCCUGCGACCUUGAAAAUGCCGUCGUAUUUUAUGCCGCACGUUAUUGUUCGCGCUUUUAUCCCGCAUUCUCGCAUUCGUUUCGUUUGUUCUCUUUUCUCUCCCCUAUUAAUUCCUUACACGCGCGCGACUCUUGUACCGACUGAUUGCCGCAUUUGAGACCGAUUUCCCCCGACUGGCAUUGGUUGUUCACCACUAUGCCGCGCCGUCACUAUAUACUAUGCGCGACGUUACAGCUCGUCCCUUUAUAUCAUGGAUUAUAAGCUAGAGAACCAAGCUUAUUCUCCACUACCGAGCAAUGCCCCGAAAAAAGUGGAGGGACUCGAAUCCGUCUGGAAACUGCCCAGCAAUAGAGAAUAAUCUUGAUUCCCGCUUAAUUCUCUCUAGAUUCCACAAAAUAUAUAAUAGGCAUACAUAUUACCGUCGGGACAAAAAGAGCGAAUCCGCGAGAACGGCUCUCACGGCGGCCAAUCUCUUUUGCGUCUCUCUUUCUUUUCUCGUCUUUCGUUUCUUUCGUUACCGGCGGGUCGUACAUUGAGGCUGAGGGAAUUUUUAUUUACGGCUUCCAUGCCGUCCGAGUCGCUCGCAGGAGGUUUUGGGUUAAACUGCAAUCAAGAUUAUUCUCCACUGCCGUGGUUAACCCAAACUUCCGGCUGUCUUGGUCCCGCGGAAGCGUAGAUAAAAAUUCCUCCAGCCCGGACUGCAGACUCCGGAUAAACAAUAGGUAUACACACACACACACACACACACACACACACACACACACACAUGUAGAUAUACAUCAUCGAGACGAACAAAGAAGAAAGAAAGAAAAAAAAGAAAAGAAAGAAGAAGCGGAUGCGAGAGUCUCUCGGCGGUUAUACCACCGCGAGUCAUCUAUUGAUCUAAAUAGGCAAACCGCAUUAGGAAGUUGAGGAGAGAUCUUGUGUAGCGAGUAGGCAACUCGUUUCUUUAGACUAACCUUACCCUCCUUCCUUCGCUUGUGUGAUUUAUUGUAUUUUUUAAGGAUUCGCCAAGUAACGCACUUGACGAUUGGCGUAUAAACGCCAAUCACUGUAUUUAACGCCACGUAUUAUCGAUAAUCGAAGAAGCAUCGUCUCGUUCGAGGGAUCUCGUCCGGAUCGGAUUUUUCGUUUUCGUGCUUUGAUAAUAAACGUCGCGAUACGACUUGUAUAAUUUACGCCUCGCGACGGAACCUUUUUACACGCUCUUAUCGCUUACCGCAUUGGCGCGCAUUUACCUACUUUCAUCUGGAAUAUUUAUUACGAAAACAAUAAUCCUAAUCUCUCUCUCUCUCUCUCUCUCUCUCUCUCUCUCUCUCUCUCUCUCUCUCUCUCUCUCUCUCUCUCUCUCUCACUGCAAGUGCUCCGCGUGCUGAACGUGCAACAUCGCGAUCGGAGCAAUUUCGGCUAAAUAUCGUCUGCGAUUAUAGAAUUAUCGGUUAUAGAAAUAUAUACCUCCGCCGUUUCUCCUCCGAUCGAAAAGGAAGAGAACGUUUCCUCUUUUCCGAUAUCUGUUCCUUUUCGUCUGUUUCUGCUACUUUUCGCAGUUUCAUUUUCGUUCACCGUCUCGUUCCGGGUAUAGUCGUUAAUAGGCGAGCGUAAAACGAAAAUACCCCGCAAGAGUGCAGCCAAAUAUCUUAUACCGUCCACCAGACCGCACCGUGUUUGUGACUCGUGUAAACACACCGUGUAUCAAGCGUGGCUUCUAAAUUUAAGGUAGACGGUUAUCCGAGACACACAUUGUGGCGAGGAAUGUGCGCGCACAGUAGAAACGGGGACGCGAACUUUAUCCGCGGUACGUUGAGACUAUACGACACCAUCGUCGAUAUCAUCGCGCUCGGGUUUAUACACAUGUCACUUUGAUUAGAGAGAAAAAAUAGAAAGAAAGAAAAGAGAAACCGCACCGAGAUCGCGCGCUUCAUCGCGGAAGAAUCUCUUCCCAUCUUCCAAUCAAUUUACUCGCGUAUAUAUAUAUAUAUAUAUAUAUAUAUAUAUUCCGUAAGGCCACUCCCAUUGUUAAUAAUGUUAAUAAUAUUCCCCAUGUAAGACCCAUGGCAAAAAUCCGAGAGGAGACCAAAGUAGGGAAUCGCGUUGUACUGACGCGUACUGACGCAAACGCGCGCAUCACACACACACACACACACACACACAUACACACACUCUUUUAGCGUACACCCUCUUACCGUCGUAAAUCUUUCCGCACGUAUCUGCGGACGUACGUACGAUGUCCGUCCGAUUCUCACCGCGGCGCGGCGCGGCGCGGCGCGGUUGCGUCAAUGUCAGUCAAAAGGUUGCAGUCUCGCGACUCGCAAUCUUUUUCGCGAGAAAACAACGUUUCGUCAGCGGUUGACACCUCAGCGGCGAAUGCGGUGAGAAUGCGGACUCUCUCGCGUCAGCUUCCCGCACGUCGUGGAUAUCGCCGGGACCAAACCGUCAAACUCCUCUGCCCUUCCCCCCAGCCCCCAAAAAAAAAAAAAAAUAAGAAACAGAUAUCACCGUGAGGGGUAUCAUUUUUGUAAUAUCAGAGCGGGAGAAGCGGCUAUCCUUGCACCCCUUUUGCACGCGGCUUAUCGGUUACAGCUCCUUCUGUAACACUAGCUGAGCGCCUCUUUCUCUACGUCAUAUAUAUAUAUAUAUAUCUCUGUUGUGCCUGAGGAGCAGGGGGAGAAGGAAGUGCAGAAAGGAACGAUAAAAGCAUAUCAUAUAGGCGCGUAUGCGCUAUCGAUCGAGCAAUUUCCACACGCCGUUUUCGCAAAUCGUUCGGUCGGCUCUGCGAACACACAGUCGUCGUUUGUUCUCCCGAUGAAACUAAUCGCGACUUUCCGCCGUCGAAUCGCAUCUUCGAAAAGAGCGCUUCUCUUUCGGGCAGCUCGAACUUGAUUUCGCAGAUUUCGCGGCGAACAAAAUCGACCGCACAAUCGUAUCGUUUCGCUCCCUCCUCGGUCCGACGACGUGACCGACAACGUGAAUCGUGCUCGAAGACGCGAAAGGACGUUCUUUUUAAAGCGCGCAAAAGACUACGACGAUCGGAUCGAUGUAUCAUGUCCCGCGCGUCGCAAAUCUGUCUGCUUCGGAGAAACGUGUCCAUUUUCUUGAAUAAUAGUACGCGCGAUUCAUACCUUCACGUGAGGAGAAUACACACACACACACACACACACACACAUAUAUACGUAUUGUAACUUUGAUAUUUUAUUACGCACAAACGUAAAGUUGCUUUUGUAUAUACAUCCGCGUAUAUUCUCUGUAACCAAGUUUUAUACGGCGCUAUCGUGCAAUCUCGCACACACCGAGUGCUUGGUCUUACAUCAUGAUUUGUCGUAUGUAUUCCGUCGUUUCGAAAUCGGUCCCUUCGCGCCGGCGUCGUGUAUAUCCCCGACACUCGUCUCUCUUGAUAACGAUCCGCUUGGAACGCAGCCUCACGACGUUAGCUAGAUAAGGAUUAUUUUUAAGUGCGGAAAUUUGCGCGCGUCGACUUUUCUAGGCGCGUUGUUUCACACAAUAAACGGACUACUGCCUGAUAUACAUA
This is a messenger RNA of Harpegnathos saltator (Jerdon's jumping ant), 5823 nucleotides long. Its product is annotated as Shaker cognate w. Gene Ontology annotation, cellular component: neuronal cell body membrane; presynaptic membrane; postsynaptic membrane. The coding region runs from base 306 to 1910 and encodes 534 amino acids. The record is from RefSeq and is a predicted model, not a curated record. NCBI's taxonomy places the organism in Eukaryota, Metazoa, Arthropoda, Insecta, Hymenoptera, Formicidae. Gene Ontology annotation, biological process: action potential; protein homooligomerization; potassium ion transmembrane transport. The transcript has 5 exons. Gene Ontology annotation, molecular function: delayed rectifier potassium channel activity; protein binding.